Sclerotinia sclerotiorum 1980 UF-70 is the source of this 942-nucleotide messenger RNA. RefSeq lists its product as hypothetical. Bases 1 to 942 code for a protein of 313 amino acids. The transcript is spliced from 4 exons. The record is from RefSeq and is a predicted model, not a curated record. Lineage: Eukaryota; Fungi; Ascomycota; Leotiomycetes; Helotiales; Sclerotiniaceae.
AUGCGCACAUAUACUCCUGCCCUCCUUACCCUACGAUUGGGAUUGGGAUUAGGGCUUUUGUGUUUGAUACAACCUACAUUUGGACAUGGGAAUGGGAAUGGAGAGUUGGUGGGGAGUGGAAGUGGGGAAUUCGAUGAGGAGAGGUUACCGUUGCCGAGUUAUCAUUUUGGGGCGGGGAUUAUGGUUGAGUGUAUGGAGAGAGAUGUAAAUUAUGAGGGUAAUAUGGAAGAUUAUACUGGACGAACGAUCGCGAAUGAGCCUGCGACUACGAUUACGAAUACGAAUUAUAUGUGCUGUAAACUUUGGAUGAGAUUGGGAGGCACUUGGGAAAAGAGUUACUAUGAUCUUCAAGUUUUCAGAGAACAUGUUCAACUCGAUGAUAAUUCUUUAAAAUACAUACCAUUUCCGAUAUGUAAUGAAACAGGAAAACCAUUAGAAUUGAAAUAUGGAGUUGAAGAAGGGGUUAUUGAUAGUGGAGUCGCUUAUAGUACUAGUCCUUUGAGUCAUAUUACUGGACCAGCAGCUUUGACAAAGAAAUUGAUUAUUGGUGAUGAGUUACCAUUAAGAUUGAGUGUGAGAUGGUUCCCUACUCCAUUGUUACCUAGGGAAAAUGGAAAGGUAGAAUGGAAUGGAUUAGGGGGUCAUGUAGGCUGGGUGACGAUCGGGUAUAUAAUUUUAGCUUUUGGUGCUGGAGCAACGGUAAUGGGAGCUUGGAUGGUAGGGUGGGAGGUUCCUAGGAGGAUGAAGGGAUGGAGUGGGAGAUUAGCGAGAGCGGGGGGUUUGAGUGGUGGGGUCGGGAAGAGUCUUGGUGGGGCUACCCCGUUGGGUUAUGGCAUUAAGGGGAAUGGGAAUGGGAAUGCUUAUGUUAAUGGAGGGACUGUGGGGAAUGGGUGGGGAUUUGUUGGGGGUGGUGUGGUGGGCAGGGAUGGGAAGAGGGAUUAG